This is a messenger RNA of Caenorhabditis angaria, 13192 nucleotides long. The record is from the annotation of a GenBank genome assembly. Lineage: Eukaryota; Metazoa; Nematoda; Chromadorea; Rhabditida; Rhabditidae.
AUGCGUCGAAGUGUUGGCUCGCAUAUUCGAACAAACCGACAAAAGCUGUCACUUUUACACAAUGCUUUGGAUGAUCAACGGAUUGCACCUUCGUUGAGGUAAUAAUAGUAAUGAAUUAUGAAUAAUUUUUUUUGUGCUUGUUACCUUUGAAAGAAAAAACCUCGUCAAAAAUUAUAGUAUUUUAAUGAGAAAAAAAUAUAUAUAAAACACGAUUUUUUUAUGUAGAAGAAAACACAAUUCUUCAUGAAAAACUACAAAAAAUAUAUGACACAUAAUAGAGAAAAUACAAUUUUUGCAGAUCAGACCAUGUGCGUACAAUCCUACAGAAUCGCCGACAAACAUUGUCAAAAGUACCCGAGUUCACUCUUAUCGUUGAUAGACCGCCAUCAAAUAGACAACAACAACAAGUGAGGUGUGUCGUUUUUUUCUAUCUAUCUUUUAUUGGUAAAAAGAGAUGUGUUCCCUCGUGGCUUCCGUAGUGCAGUAGGCAGCGCGUCAGUCUCAUAAUCUGAAGGUCGUGAGUUCGAGCCUCACCGGGAGCAUUUUUUUGUUUUUUUUUUGUUUUGGGCAAGUUUUUUUGGAAAUGAUAAAAUGAUGAAAAAGGGAAAGUUUCAUUAUAUAUUGUUUUUUUUGUUUAUUUUUUGAAGCCAUAGGCAACAAUCUGACAAUUGAAUAUUUUUCUAAUGUAAAAUUAUAACUACUUUUCGGAAGUAAUUUUAUAUGCUUUAUCACAAAUCAAAGUUCAAAUAGAAACAACAUUAUUUAUCCAAAUUUUGAGAAUUAUAAGCUUUUUAUGAAUCUAAAGCUUCAUAUUCAAAAUCCAAAUAGAAAAUAAAACAAAUAUUUUUUUGAACCUUGUUCAAACAGACAAUUUAAUUUGGUUCCAGAUAUUUCAACCAAAAAAAUGUUGUCAUGAAAAAUAUGAAUAAAUGUCAAUUUUUUCAAGACGACACAUUUUCUCUCAUCACUCAUUUUCGUGUCAAAAUUUUUUUCGACAAAUAAUAACCUUUUCGAACAUGUCCGAUACCAAUUAAAAUUCCACCGUCUCCCGCCCAAUUUUCGCAACAUUUUUUUCUGUUUUCGGACAAGAAAUCCGUGAGUGAGUGAGAAAUAGAAAAAAAUAUGAUGUCCUUUUUAACUCCUAUUUAAUCCUCACCUCGCUAUGCACACUUUUUUUGUUUUCAAGAAGAAGAAAAAAACGGAAAUGUUGAUGGGCGGAGUCGAUUUUCUGGAAAAACGAGAAAAUCUACGUUUAUUUUUUGUGUUAACUUUUUUGUCGUGAUUUCUUGAUUUUUUGUGUUUCUUGAAGAGAAUUGAAACAAGAAAAAAACGAAUAAUUUAGGGAAGCUUGCUAAAAAAAAGUCAUUUCAUUUCAAACAAACGACGCACAUUUUGUUUCAAAAAAGUGUUAUGCCCAAAAAUGGACACUCAAUCUGUGCCGGCUUUUUUAAUGCCAAGAUCGGUUAUAACUUUAACCGUUUCCGAUGCUGUUGAACCUUUAAGGUACGUUUUUUCUAGUUUAUUCAUUUUUCAGUUUUUUUAAUUCAAAUAUUAUAUGCACUUUAAUUUAUUAGAAUCAAAAAUCUGUUUAAAAAAAUUGACCAUGAUUCGCUGUUCUAUUUUUUUCCUGAAAAAAAUUGCAUAUGACGCGAGAAAAUCGUAAAUCCACCCACAACCUUUUUCAAGUAGCGAUAGGUUUUUUGUUUUUUUCAUACCUAAAUUCAACUUUUCGAUAAGAGCUCACAUACUAAACAAAUUGCUUAUUAUUGUUCAAUUUUUCAAAUUUUCAGUCUCUGUACUAUAAUGAAAAAUAUCCGAACUGAAUAUUGGGAACAAUGCUUUUUUUACUCUAUCAAAAAGAGCAUAACUUCUUCACUUAAAUUCAGAAAUAAAUUCUAGAGAAUAAGAAGUAUUUUUUCCUAUAAAAAACACUCUGAACUUAACCGAAGAGCAAUUUUGUUUUUUGUUCAGAUUCUAAUAAUCUAUGUUCUACUUUAUUGAUUAAUUUUUGAAUAAAUAAAAACUAUUCCAUCAAUUUUCACAAUUCCAUAGAGUUGUUGUGAGUUCUACUCAAGAUCAAUAUUUUGUAGAGCAAAUAAAAAAAUAUUCAAAUGACAAUUUACAACCGAAAUAUUUUAAUUUUCACUGUAUUAUUCUCUUCGAAAAUUUAAGUUGAGAUAUUGCGACCUUCUCUAAACUAUACUCCUUCUUAAAAUUUCAUGAAAAUUAUUUCGAACAGUUUCGACACAUGGCUAAAUAUUUAAAAUCCUAACAGUAUCAGCUUUGUUAAAUAAAAUUUAUAUUUUCACUAAUAAACAAGUUCUAAUAACCUUCUCUCAAUUUAGAAUUGAAAAUCUACAGUAAUUCUCAAACAAUUUUGGUGUACGUGCAUUUACAAAUUGAUUAUAUAUCAAAAAUAACUCUUUUUCUUUUGAGAUAAAGAUUUCAAUUGGAACAUAUACUUUUUUGUUUGGUUUUUUCUUGUUGGAUUAAUAUAAAUCUAAUCUGAUAAAAAAAAGAUGUGACCAUGAUUUUUCUCAUUGGACUUAACAGCAGAACGGGGAGGAAAAGCAAAAAACAAAUAUUAGAGAUUUGGGAAAUAUUGAGUGGUUUUGAUAACAUUUGGGGGAAUUUUUAAUGUUUUGCGUAGAAUUAGGUAAAUCACAAAGUUUUCGAUAUGCAUGUGACUGAAAUACACAGUAUCUUUCAAAAUAUUAUAUCUUAUUUUCUCAAAAAAUGAUUACUGCCCCUCAUUUUCUAUGUCUCAUUUUCAAAAUUUGAAUUUUUUUAUAAUUGAAAUUUUGAAAAUGAAAAAUUCGAAUAUAAUUCACAUCAACGUGAUAUUCUGGAUAUUAUUUGAAAUAAACAAAACUCAUCAAAUUUGAAUAACUGAAAAAAGGACACCCGGAAAUUAUUUGAUGACGAAAGCAAGCAUCUGAUAGUUUUUCAGUACAGUGAAGUACUUCCGAGGAAAUCAAAUACAAAAAGUUGAAAAACUGUGAAACAAAACUUGAAAAAAGUUUGAUAAUGUCAAAAUACUGAUGAACAGAAAAUAUUUUACUCAAGAGAGUUGAGUCACAUUCAACACCAAAUUUUUUCCAGGCGCCGUUCCUUUCCAAAAGAAGAAAGUCCCCGAAGCGGUCUCAAACCCCUUGACACCCACGGCCUUGAUUCUCGUCGAAAAUCUUCAACUGCAACUCUAGCUGAAAGACGUCGAGAGGAACAAAGGUUAGUUUUCCUGCAUUUUUUUCGAAUAUAGAAUAAGUCACAUCAAUGUUCAUAAUAAUUGAAAAUGACAACGUCAUCUAGCAAAAAAACAUACACACUCAAAAUUGCAUUAUAUUCUGAUGAUCUAGUCACUAUAAAUAGUAGGAAACACAAAAAAAAACACACAUAUUCCUCCCAUCAGGCCACCUCAUUUCCUCUAGUUUCCGGUGUGAAGUUUUUUUUCAUUUAAUUUGGAAUUAUUUUUUGUCAUCGUUGAAAAUUCAAAAUAUUUUCAGAAAAUAUAGCACUUUUGGUAUCGAGGCGCCGAUUUCGGUUGAAAUUGAAAUUGAGAAAAUUGAAAUUGUUGAUAAAGCGAAGGAAAAAGAGAAAGAAAAGGAUAAAAAUACAAUAAUCGAGGAAAAAGAAGAGAAAGAAAAGAAAGAAGAAAAGCAUCCUGAAAAUUGGACAAAAUCUUUUCGAACGAAAAUGCGGAAUCUGAAAAAAUCAAUCAGUCCUGUUGCUUCAUCACGCAGUGCGCAAGGAAUUUCUGGAACAUCGGAAGCAUCUUCAAGUGAACUUACUGUAAAUACUAUUGAUACAAAGGUACUGUACUUUUUCUAAAAAAAAAGGGUGUAGAUUAUCUUGUUUUUAUUUUCAUCCUAAAUCCUGUUGUUUCCCAGAUUUUCUAUAUUAAAAAAAAAAGAAAAUGUGACUUUUUGACUAAUAUCAGACAUUUCACACAAUUAAAAAGUAGUUGAAAAUAAUUAUCUGUGAAAAAAGUAUAUUUUUGAAUUGAGAAUAGUCGUAGGUUUGAAAACGGGAUUGAAAAACACUGAUAGAACUAACAUGUGGUCUAAAAAUGUUCAAUUUCAGAAAGUUUAGAAUGUAAAACUUGAUCCUAUUUACAAUGAUGUUUUUGAAAACCUAUUUUUAUUUUAAAACAAAACAUGUUCAGGUUGAACAUCGUGGGUCGUCCCAGAUGUUUUCAAAUUCUGUGACAAUAUGGCUCGAAUUUUUAACAAAAUUCAAUUUUUUUAGAUGAAAAAAUCAAUAUCGUUCUCGGAAUCAACAAGAAAUGUGAUCAAAAAAUCAUUCCGUGUAAAAGUGAGUUUUUUCUCCCAAACUUAUCCCUCUCCCUCCCUAGGGAUAAGAAAAGUUCUAAAAAUAUCCUUGCUGGCCAGACAGUUUUAGACAAGUUUUAUUUGUUUUCAUUUUGAUUUAUUUUCCAAAACCUCACGUAACACAACUUUUAUGUAGAACAGAAAAAAAACACAUGUUUUAUUUUGAUGUUGACCCGAAAUUACAUAUAACUACUUUAUUUUUGUUUUUUCGCAAAAAAUUGAACGAAAUGACAAAAAAAAAGAAAAAGACUGGUGAGGAGAUACAGCUGCUCGGAUAUAUGACACAUGAAUAAAAAUAUGUUUUUCAUUUUUUCCGCCUUUUUCAAAAACUCAAUAUUUUUUCCUAUGUGUUUUGAGGUGAUUUAGGUUUCUUAGAAAAAUGUUCUUUUGGUCUGAUGAAUUUUGUUAGGUUUGUGUCAAGUGGUAUUUCUUAUAUCAACAAUCUCAAACAUAGCUUUUUCAACUUGUCAUUGUUGUAUGAGUUGGUUACUUCUUUUCAGCAUCCCUCGGUUUUUUGAAACUUUUCAAGAAUCUUCAUUUUUCUCAUUUUAAUGUUGAAGAUAGAUUUUCUGAUCUGUAAACUUUAGUAAAUUGUUUUCAUUUUUUUUGAAAAUCAUUUGUAUAUCAAGAAAUAAAAUUUGAGAUGUUGAACUUUUUGGUAAAAUAGACGUUCAUGUCAUCAAACAUUUCAAAAAUUUUUGAAAUCACGAGUUCAAUAUUUCAUUUUGAUUUCGACAAAGUUCACAGAAAGCCUUUUUUGAAACAUUCUGAAUCUAAUCAAUUUUUCUGACAACAACUCCAAUGGGGUUUGUUUCACUGAUGUUGACCUUUUUCUAACAAUCACGUCACUGAACAUUAUCCACAAAUAUCACUCUGUGACCGGAAUUUGAAAAAAAGUGUCAAAAUCUUUCAGAAUGAGAUAUCUAUAUUUUUGAGUGUUUGAAAGUUUCAAGAAUUUCAGCACAACUUUUUUCAUUAUUGCUUUUUUAUCAGAAUGUUGAUCUAUUCAAAUAUAAACGUCAGAUUUUUCUGAAAAACACGUCACAAAAGUUUGGAAGUUUGAAAAUAAUUCUGGUCAUACAAAACUGAAAAUUGCAGAUUUUUUUAGGAAAGAGUUAUAAUUUUUCAAGAAAUUUUGUCAUUUCAAAACAUUUUCGAUAAUUUUUGAAAUUUAUUAAACGUUUUGCAAAUAACCAUAUCUUUUAAGUUAUGAAUUAUUACCUCGUCAUCUUGAAAAAUUGAGGUAUAUUUUUCAGGAAAUAUGUAAUUUUGAAAAAUGUUUCGACAUGUCAUAUUAAUUUUCGUACCAAACAUACAAACACUUUUAACCAAUUUCAUUUCAAAACCAGACAAAUGUUCACCAAAACAAAUCUGAAAUUCGUAAAGACCACCUAUAAAACUUUGUGCUUUGAAAAUCCCUUUCUGAUCAAAAACCAAAUUUUUCCUUUUUUUCCAAAAUGCCUACGUAGUAACCCGAUUAAUUUUUCUUCCUCUUUAGAAAACUCGGACCAACCAAAAAACUUUUUCUGCACAUUCAUAUACGAAACUCUUUUCCUUCGCCGUUUUUUUCUAAAAUAUUCCAAGUGUUCAGAAAAAAAAGAAUUUUUUGCAUAAUUAUGUAAUUAUACAAAUACAUGUCUAAUUAAAAAAGAGAAGACAAAUGUGAUUUUGUUUUUUGUCAGUUGAAAAGUCUUGAAUUUCUUUUUCUUUUUCUUCACAUCUGUUCCCCAGGAAGAUGUAAUUUCAUUUCACGAUUCAGUGCUUUUUGGUUUUUUUUUGGUUGGCUUGGCUCCCGUGGAGCCAUAUUCUUUUGAUUUUGGGAUUUUUAUAAAUAAAUAUAGAAUAAAGAAAAAAAGAGGAUCUCAUCAAUUAUUCUUGCGCAAGCCAUUGAAACAGAAGGAAGCUUGCAAAAAAGUUAUUCACGCAUUCAAAGUCUUGGGCAUGUCAAGCGUGAUUUAUUGGAUGAACGAGCACCAUUUUUUAUUUAUGUUUGUAUGUAUCUCUAUUUGGAAAAAAAUUCCGAAGUUCUUCAAAAAAAAUUCCUACGUCUUUUUUUUCUAAAAUAAAUACGUAGGCUUUUUUGAACUACAAAAUCCACUAUUUUUUGAUGAAACCAUGGUUUUCACAUCAUCUAUCUUCAUCUUCUUUCUAUUUUUCUUCCUUUUCUGAAAAUUGUACGAAAAUGUUUUUUUCAUAACUUCUAUUAUAUUAGAAAUCAGCGUAAUUAGUUUUCGAAUGUGAGAAAAAAAGAUAUACGAAACGAAAAAAAUCGUGGUAGGUUGUAAUUUGGUGAAUAUAUUAUUCUGACACAAUGAUUUUUGACUCCUACAUCGCGGAAAAAAGUAUUUAAAUGUGUCGGAACAAUUCAUUCUGUGUUAUUUUUUCUGCUUUUGAGAUAACUGUACUUUGCAAAAUUUUUCAUUUUUCGUGACAUUUUUAUAAUCGGAACAUGACCGCCUAUUUCCGAUUUCUUGCUAUUUUUGACACAUUGCAGAGAUCUUGUUUUUUGAUCGAACAAACUUCAAUUUUUUUGCUAUAAAACUCAGAAAUAAAUCCCAAGUUUUAGGAAAAAAAAAUUUAAAAAAUUGGUAAUCUAAACUUCAUGUGGUUUGAAAAUUCCAAAAUGUUUCAUAAUUGUUGUAAACAGUUGAUAUUUCAAAUGUAGUGAUUCAUUUUUAUCGUUUAUUAAACUAGGCACUGUAUUUCUUUGUAUGUAGAUUACAAUUUCUAUUUUUUUUUCUUUUCAGAAUUACUAUUUUAUUUUCUGUGAGUUCUUUUUUAAUAUAUUUAUUUAUAUAAUUUUAUAUAUACAUAAUAUAUGUAAUUCCAAAUAUCAAAAAAAUUACCAAUUUCUAAAUUCCAAUUCUCGGAAUAACAUCUCAUAUUGAAUUCGAAAAACAAUAUAUGGAAAGAAAUUCCAAACAAUGAAGUAUGUUUUCAUUGCAUUUUUGUGUAUUUUGUUGUGUUCUGAACCCCAACCACCAGAAAUCAAAAUACCCCAAUUCCUCGAAAAACUUCAUAUUGAAUUUUUCGAGUGUUUUUCCAAGUUCCACCUAUUUUUUCCAGAUUUUCCAAUGAAUCACCAAAAAAAAUUGUUUUUGUCAUUUUCUAGUUUCAAAAAAUCACAUAAUUAUCUCAACGCUCUAGAGAACAUGUGUUUUUGAUGAAAAGAAAAUCAUCUAUCCAGAUUUGUUUUUGGUUUUGAGCUCAAAUUUGCUUGCUCCUUGAUGUCUUUCUACAGUAUCCUUCCUUUCGAGACCAGAAAACAUAUGAUUAUCCUUGCGCUUCACCGAUUCAGGUUUCCUAUUCUAGUUUUUUUUGUACCGAGCAGCAAUAAAAACAAAAAAUUUAUUUUUGAAAUAAAAUAAUAAAAAAUAUCAAGUAUGAAAAAAAUAAAAUUUUUAUCAUGUUUGUUGUGUUAGUGUAGUGUCAUGUCAGAUCGAGUCAGUUAUAUCAAAAAGAGGAGACUAGAAAAAACAGCAGCGAGCGAGAGAAAACAGGAGCUCCUCCCGUGUCGGAGCACACGCCCCUUUAUUUCCGGGGGCACCCUGUGUGUGUGUUGUAUGUUUGUGUUGUGUUUGUAGGUCUCGUCUCCUCGCUCUUCUUCUUCAUCUACCAAUUUAUUCCCGAAAUCUACUGAUUCAUCAAUGGAACGUUUGGGCCGUGUUUGGAAUCGAUUAUCGAUUCGAAGGACUUCUAAUACGGAUACCUCAAAAACUAGAAAAGAAGAGGAAGAUGAUAUGACUCCAGAAAAGACUAAAGAAGUAUUUCAAAUGUUUAAUGGAACACCGCAACGUAGAAAAAGUGAAGUGUCAAAUCGUGUUGUCCUAAAUCAGUUGCACAAUCAGAAGCCAAGAACUAGUAAUAGUUCAGUUGAAGCGCCACGAAAUGCAUUGAGAAGAAAUUCAACAGAUACACAAGUUUUCAAUAACAAUACUAAUUCGAAAAGUUUUCGAGAUCAUGUAAGUUUUGCAUCAUUUUUUCUUUAGUUUUUCUUUUUUUAGUUCAAAAGGGUCAGAUAUGAAAUGUUUGCUUUGUUUUCCCACUUGAUCCUAACAUAUUUACUGACUCUUUUUUGAAAGGUGAAGAUUUGGUAUGACGUGGGAAAAAGGUCCGCGAUUUGAGAGAGACUUUUGAUCUAUGACGAAAAUCAUUGAACAAAAAUUGCAAAUUUUACAGUAACAAAGGAGUUUUACUACUUUUUGAGAAACUCGAUAUUUUAGAGAAGUGUCAUAAAAAUCACUACACGGAAAAAUUUUUAUUUUUGAAUAAGUGAAAACAAUCUAAAUCAAAAUUUAAAUUAAAAAAAAAUGUUCAUUCAGGAAAAUCUGAACAUUCGGACACCAGAAAUUGUUUACUUCGUUCUGGCUCAUAAAUUUUGUUUUUCCCGUAUUCUCUGAAAAUUAGGGCUAUAAAUCUUUGAACUUUGAAAAAAUUUGUUAAUUAUAUUUUUUCUGGAAAAAGUUCUCUUACUUUUAAAUCUGGAGUUAAUUUUAGGAAAACAAUUUUCGCGUCCCUGAAGUUGAGAAUUGAUUCCCAGGAAAAAAUGAACGAAACUUUUCUGUUCAAAAACCCUGAAGACAAAUUGUUUCCAAGUAUUCGAAAAAUCUCUCAAGCUCUAAAUAUACAUAUUCCAAAACUUAGACCACGCCCACUUUCCCCCAAAACAUCAUUCCUUUCUCAUACUUGAUCUUUUGGAAACGUUUUUUGUUAAAAAGUUUAUAAAUUUUUCCCAUAAUUUUAUUUUUUUUUCUAGAAAAAAAACUAUUUUUAGCAAUUUUUAUUUCAUUCCAGAACAAUUUUGUUGUUGUAUGUAUGAAAACUUGAGAAAGUUCAUUCAAUUUAUGCAAAAGAUUCUUCUUGUUCUUCUAGAAAACAAGAAACAACAAAACACUUCAACGAUGCUCGCACUUUUUUUGAUUUCGAUUUUUAUUCGAAGUUUUGACGAAACUCCCAUUGGGAAUUUUUUUGUGAAGAUUCUUUCCGAACUUUUUUCACUUACUUACUUACAUUAGGCUAAAAACCCUGCUGAAAGUGCUUUUUUUACAGAAAAAAGGGAAAAUUGAACCAAUGUUGAAAAAAGUGUUUUAUUUCGCCACCCAAUCAUUUUUUUCUCCAUUUCAUUUCAAUUUGUUUUGUGCAAUGUUUUGUUUUGUUUCUUCCCAUUCUAAUAGAAAAUAAAAUAGCAAAAAAAACGAAGUACUUUUUUCACCACCACAAACCAGUCAUAUGAUAGCAUUUUUCCCACUCUUUAACCUAUCCUCGCCUCGUUUUUCUUCGUUUUUUUUCUUUUAUCCGACGGUGCUCUGUUCUGUUUUGAACUGUCAACAAAUCGGCAAAGAAAAGAACGUGGGAAUGAGUGAAUGAAUGAAUGAAUGAGAUAGAUUAAAUAAAGUGGCAAAGUGUCAUUUUCCUCUAUUUUAAUCUUGGAACCAAUUUUUCAUUUUUAAUUCAAAAUCAUAUUUCUUAAUUAAUUUUUAUUUUCAAAUUCAGAAUGCUCCUUGUUCAAGCGACGAAGAACGUGUAAAUCCCCGAAGAAAUAGCGUUUUCGUGAAAAGAGGCUCAAUGACAAUGGAACCAAUUAAAAAAGUUGAUCUUGAAGAUGUCUACACUGUUAACAAACAGGUUGGUUUCUCUCUAUUUUAAAUUUUCAUUCUCCAUUUCUCGCCACGUGGCUUACGAAAAAAAAACAAAAAAAUCUGGACCCUUGAGGAUUGACGCGUGUUUAUCGCAAAUGUAGGAGGCACUGACAAAAAUAACAUGUAUACGUAAACUUCCCGUGGGAUUUUUCAUAUGAUAUUCGUACUUGAAGUGUACUGGAAGGGUUAAACAAAGAUGCGAGGUUUUGGGAUUUUUAUAGAAAUUUUUAUAGAGGGAUAGAGAAAAAGUAUUACCAUUGGGAAACAUUUACAGGAAUAAUUAUAAAUGUAUAGUUCAAAUUACCAUAUAUUUCGAAAUCUAUUAAUAAUCAACAUAAACAAAUAGGUUUUCAAAACUAUGUCAGAAAAAAGUAGUUUAAUAAAAACCUAAAUACUUUUUGCAGCUUGGCACUGGACGAUUUGGCUAUAUAAAGCUCGCUGAGCACAAGCAAUCGUCUCUUAAAAUUGCAAUUAAAUUUUUCCCCAGACCGCAGACUAAACAGGUACCCUUUUAUUUUCUCAAUGAUCCUCAAAAUGAGUUUAAUUCCAGGCUGAUUUUGUGCGUGAAUAUAAUUAUUCAUUUUUCUUAUCCCCACAUCAACACAUAAUUGAUACAUACGAGGGAAUGUUUCAAGCUUCAAAUGACACGGCUUUCUUCUUUGUCCAAGAGUUUUGUCCGUGUGCAUCACUUCGUGAAGCAGUUGAGAACACAAAUCAGACAGGUGAUUCUUGAUCUCACAUUGAGUUAGAUAUUGAGAGUUUGAGAUGGUUAUUUAUGUGCACAAUCAAAUUGACACGUGUUUUUUCUCUCGAUCCAAUAUCAAUUUUUUCUUGAUUUUUUUGUGUUUCAAUUUAAUGGGGAAAGAGGGGGUGAAAGAGAUUGCAAAUUUUAUAGCUAUUUUUUGAAAGAAAUUGAUGUUGAAGAUGGGAGAAUCGAGAAUUUUGCAAAAUUGGGUUCGUAAUUUUGAAACUGAACACUAUUUUUAAAAAAAUCAGGACUUUAAAAAUUGGGAACAGUCGCAUGUUGUACAACUAUUUUUUCUAAUUUUUUUCAAAAUUAUAAGGAUUGUUUUCUUCUUUUUGAACAUCCAAAACACUUUUCUGACUUCCACAUCUGCAACAAAAAGUCUAAAGCAUAUAAAUCUUUCAAAAGUCAUACUUUCCCACGACUCCGAAAAAUCAUCAUUAAUUGUUUCCAGGAAUCGGCGAAGAAAAGACGAAAAAAGUUUUCGCUGCUGUUUUAUCGGCUAUUGAAUUCAUGCACGAUGAGAACCUGGUGCAUCGUAAUUUGAAAGCCGAAAAUAUACUAAUCUUUGACGCGCAAGACUAUUCAAAAGUCAAAGUGACAGACUUUGGUCUAACGCGAAAAGUCGACGCAACUGUCAAGUAUUUGGAGUAUGUCAACAAUUAUCAUGCCGCUGAACUGUGUGAUACAGUGGUCAAUGAAGUGCUCACUGUUAAUAAAAGUACCGAUAUAUGGGCACUCGGUGAGUUUGCGAUUGCGUCUUUUUUUGCGCAAUAAAGACCACGUGACAGUUGAAAGAUAAAUAGAUAAAAAACUUUGCAAAAAAGAUACACGAAAAAAAAAACAUGUGUUCUUUCAACUCAUCUAUUUUUAACCCGCAACCGAUUUACGUCAUCGAUCGCAAGAGGAGGUAAAAGAGGGCCACGUUAAAUAGUUACAGCUGCACCUAAUAAUAUCUUUUCUUUUUUUGUGAGAAAGGGACAAAAGAUGAAUGUGUUUUGUGUGCUUUGCAGUGAGAAGGGGCCAAUAAAAAUUGUUGAGAAAAAUGAAAAAAAUUGAAAAGGUGAAAAUUUUGAAAGGUUUUUUUAAAAGUUACCUCAAAAAAGCGAAGUUCACAAGCAAAUCAUAGUCACCUUCAAAAUUGGGUGUAGCUUGUGUUCAGUCAGUUUUGAAACAAAACACAUAUUCAAAGUUAUCAAAAAUGUAUGAUUUCUGAACCACUGACAAUGAGAAAAUCAAAUUUUUAUUCCAGGUAUAAUCUUCUUUUAUUGCAUGAAAGGACGGUUCCCUUGGCAAAAAGCUUCAAUAAUGUGUAAACCAUAUUGGGAAUGGGAACAAUGGUUGAAGCGAAAGAAUCCAACACUACCCAAAAAAUUCCUACCAUUUUCUGAAAAAGCGUUGAAACUUUUCAAAAAGUGAGUCAGCUGGUCGAAAAAAAAUUAGAGAAAAACAAAAAUAUUUUUUUCUAGAUCUUUGACACCGCGAGUCAAAGACAGAUGGUCGGCGAAGGAUAUGAGAAAAUGUAUGGCAAAGGAGAAAUUGUUGAAAUCAGUCAAGGUAGCAUAUUAUUAAUGUUGUGUUCGGUUUUUAUGUUGUUUUGUAAUUUUAUCAAAUCACACCAAAUCACCCUUUCCCCAAUCACAAAAAUAAAACACAAAAACAUGACAAUUUUUGUAUUGUAUAAACAUUCACUGAUUAAGUUCAACUAUUCACCACGCAUAAAUCACUUUUAAUUUUGUUAAAAUAUAAUUUGGUUCAAUGAAAGUAAUAUUGUGCAUGAAUUUGGUUUUGAAUGUUAGUUUUGUGAAAUCGCAUGUAUUGUGGAAACAUUGAACAACAUCAACUUCGAAAAUAUUUUCAAAAGAAUUUUAGAGUUCUUUACACACUGGUAUUCUGAAAUUAUAUCAUUUGAUGUUGGAGUAAUUUAUUCAUUGAAAAUACAGUUUUUGAGUACAAUACUGGCAAUACAAUUUUAGAUUACUCUAACUUUUAUAACCCGACUGAACAGCUCAAAGUCCGUAUUUUUCUCAAGUAUGUGCCAAAUCAUCUUUUCUGUCCCUAAAAACUCAUCGAUCAGAUCAAUUUCAGAAAAUAAAAAUGACAACUUUUGACAAUCACAAGUUAUUUUUUUCAGUGAAGGAAAAUAAAAAUAACCGAUGAAUAAAAGUUCAAUCUUUAGGGACUCUUUGUGUUGAACCUUUUGAACCUAAAAUCAUAAAUAAUGUUAUUCAACUCGCAUUCUCUAAUCUCGAAAUUUGUUUGUUUUACUUGCAGUUUUCUAACAAUUUUCAUGUUCAAUGUUUUUCUAGAAACCCGAUGAUGUAUAUUAUGUUAUGAUGGAACCAUCACGACCAAAACCCGCCGUAAAUCCAGAAGGCGAAAAUCCAAAGAAGAAAUCCACCCUUCACCAAUGGAUCAGCACAACUUUGACAGCAAUGGCAGAAAUCAGUGAACAAGUUGUGUCAGCAAGGGAUGACUAG